Messenger RNA from Erinaceus europaeus (western European hedgehog), 811 nucleotides. RefSeq names its product keratin-associated protein 10-8-like. Lineage: Eukaryota; Metazoa; Chordata; Mammalia; Eulipotyphla; Erinaceidae. Bases 56 to 658 code for a protein of 200 amino acids. The transcript has a single exon. The record is from RefSeq and is a predicted model, not a curated record. Gene Ontology annotation, cellular component: keratin filament.
CCCCGGGCUGGGCUCUAGGCCCCACUCACUCCCGCCUCGCCCUCGCCUCCUCGCCAUGGCCGCCUCCACCCUGUCCCUGUGCUCCAGCGACCUGAGCUACGACAGCCGGGUCUGCCUGCCCGCGUCCUGCGACUCCUGCCCCGAGUCUUCCUGGCAGGGGGACGACUGCCCGGAGGAGAGCUGCUGCCCGCCGCCCUGCUGCCCCUGCGGCCCCUGCCCGACCCUCCUCUGCUCCCCCGUGAGCUGUGGCUGCGGCCCCUGCCAGCCAGCCUGCCCCUGCGGCCCCUCCUGCUGCCAGCCCUGCUGUGUGCCCGCCUGCUGCCAGCCUGUGUGCUGCAAGCCCGUGUGCUGUGUUCCCGCCUGCUGCCAGCCCGUGUGCUGCAAGCCUGUGUGCUGCGUGCAAGCCUGCUGCCAGCCUGUGUGCUGCAAGCCCGUGUGCUGUGUGCCCGCCUGCUGCGAGGCCUCCCCCUGCUCAGGCCCCUCGUGCCACCCGCCCGCCUGCUGUGGGGGGUCCCCCUGCUGGCCCUCGUCCAGCGUGUCCCUGCUGUGCCGCCCUGCGUGCUGUGCCCCCGCGUGCCCGUGCCCGUGCCGCUCCUCCAGCGUGUCCCUGCUGUGCCGGCCCGCCUGCCCCCGCCCCUGCCCCGCCUGCUGUGAGUGAGGCCACCCUGUGGUGCUGAGAGCCGAGCGCCCGCACUGCACCCCCAGAUCCCGCUGGGGUCUGUGCCCCCCCCCCCCCGUGCCCUGGGAGCAGCUCACCCGCUCCUGCAGCACCCGCACCCCCGUCCCCGUGCCCUGACCCCAGUGACCCCAG